Molecule: messenger RNA, 5490 nt
Organism: Malaya genurostris
Lineage: Eukaryota; Metazoa; Arthropoda; Insecta; Diptera; Culicidae
Product: protein stoned-B
Exons: 6
Coding region: 1-4041 (1346 amino acids)
Biological process (GO): synaptic vesicle endocytosis; regulation of endocytosis; clathrin-dependent endocytosis
Cellular component (GO): AP-2 adaptor complex; synaptic vesicle
Molecular function (GO): clathrin-cargo adaptor activity
Source: RefSeq, a predicted model, not a curated record
AUGGCGAAUCCUUUCCUAAUGGAAGAUGAGCCGAUGGCUGGCAGUGAACCGGUAUCGAAUCCUUUCCUCUUUGGCGGUGAAGAUGACGAGGCGCAAGAUGGUGGAGCUGCGGUGGGGGUCGACGAUAAUCCUUUCUUGGCGCAGGCAGCGGGCAAUCCAUUUGCGGACUUCGGUGGUGAGGUAGAAGAUCCGGCUGCUUCAGCUGCGGCUAUGGCCGGUAUGAAUAACCUGUUUGGCACUGCGGGAAGUAACGCGGUGGUAGUGACAACUGGUGCCGAAAUUUUUGGGGUAACUGACUCUGUCAUGACCCAGAGUGGACACGUCUACCACCAACAGCAGCAGCAGCAACAUCAGCAAAUGAACAACGGUGCGGCUAACUUUUUCGACACCACAAUCAACGAGGAUGAUGAUCUGAUCAUUCCGAAACCGACGCAUCUCCAGUUAGGUCCUCACACCAACAGCAAUCUGAUGGACGAUUCAAUGAUCAACGCUUACUCGAGUGAAGAUGAGAUGAAAGCGUGCAAAGAUGGUAACGGAAAAAUGGCUCCUCCGAGACCGAUUCCACCGUCGCAAGCAACGCAGCAGUUGAUCAGUUCGAUUGCCGAUCAGCUUGAUCAGACUAGCACGAACCUUCUCCGUAAGAUCCCGGCUACCAGAACGCCCAGCCCGGUGUCCAUGAGAGAUCUACACUCUCCCAGCCCAACACCUGACUUUGGCGAUCUGUUAUCCGUCGGAGAUCAACCUCCGCAGUCACAGAAUUCAGAGCUCUUCGACACUGGAAUGUCACAGAAUGCCAAUGAUAAUCCAUUCGCAGAACCCGCAGUCCAAAUGGGUGCCGCCGCUGUUGCCAGUGUCGCUACCAAACCCGAAGUUCAGAAGCCACCUCGUCCAAGACCACCUCCACCGCGUCCAGCUCCUCCACGAAGCUCACUAGCAUCAUCGCCGGUAACGGCACCGGUUCCCAGUGUGCCGCAUAUGCCAGCAGCGCCAGCUCAACAGGAAGCGGAUCUCUUCGAUCUGUUUGGUACUUCCACCACUGCUACGAAGGCAGCGCCUCCAAAACCUCCUGCUCCGAAAUCAAAGGAGGACAUUUUGUCGCUAUUCUCUACACCAGCUCCAUCCGCCGCUCCCGCUCCGGAACCUAAGCAAACGGAUCUACUGAGCGGGGAUUUCGAUGACAUUUUCGGGGGUUCGUGUCCCGAACCCACGGGUACGGAGUCCUUCGUUCCAAAUCUUACCGAAAACCUGGUUCAAACUCAAGUUCCUCCACCGGAAGUUGUGCCGGCAGCUUCCGAAGCACCGCCAGCACCGGAAAUCGUAAAUGAACCGAUUCCGGAACCGGAACCGGAACCAGAACCGCAGUCUGUGAUUCCAACAAUCGAGCAACCCACAAUGGAACCAUCGCCGGAAAUUGUACUGGAAGCUCCACCGGAAGCAGAAGAAGUGAUCAUGCGAUCGGAAGCGUCUUCCGAUUACAGUCCGACUGGAUCGAACGUGACUUCCGGUAACAUUCCUAGUUCCGUUUCGGGCAGUAUUGUGAACAUUGCCGGUGGGGAAAAAAUUGACGAACCAUACUCGUUGGACGGCGAUAUGAUCGUUGAGCAUGCUCCAGUUCCUACCCCCAUCGAGGUGUCGGCACCAAUGGAAUACAACCACGUCGAUGUUGUCGCACCUCCGACCGUGACCAGUCAACUGUUCUACAGCGAACCGGUUGCGGUCCCCGAAACCGUGGUCAAUCCUUUUGCUCUGUCGGCUGAUGACGACGAUUCUUACGCAGUGCAACCAACCGUCGCCCAAGAAAUGUAUGGAAAUUCUACCAAUAAUAAUAAUACCAUAGUUUCGGCCAGUUUCACCCAGGAACCGGAUGCGUUCGAUUCAUUUGCUGCCAAGUUUGAAGGAACACAAAACAAAGCCGGAAACAUUUUCCUCGAUGGGGACCUAGGAAAUAGCACUACAGCGGAUGCCUUCGGAACGGCCGAUGCCUGGGGAACGAGUGAUGUAUCCGGUGGUGGUGGAUUUGACGGUGGUGAUGGUUUCGGCACCGAGGAUGGCUUCGGUGAUCCUUUCCUAUCGAUGGAAGGACCACCAGCACCGGAGGGAACUCCAUUCGGCCGAUCACAUUCGCGUGAUUCCGACGAAGGAGGUCAUUUCAAUGUGGUGAUUCGACCGAAGGAUGGCCUCGAUAUGGGUUUGGCUCCGGCGUUGGCUCCACCACCGAGGAGUCCUCAAACUGCUUCCAUCUAUUCGGGUGAUUCUUCGCCACGGGUGAAUCCCUUCGAUAGGGGAGACGAUGCGGAUGCUACCUUGGCCGCACUGCCGGAUUCAACUCCACAGUUGCAGCGGACCGAUUCGCAAGAGACACCUCCAACGCCACUGUUCGACGAAGAUGUCUCGCAACCCCUGGAGGAUUUCCCCCGAAUUGUGUACUCCGGUGAAGGUUGGGAAAUGCAACUACGGCAACCGAACAAGAAAAAGAUCACCGGUCAGCGGUUCUGGAAGAAGAUCUACGUACGGCUGGUUUUCCAGGGUGACAAUCCGGUGAUGCAACUGUCGAAUGCGGCAACCGAUAAGGAUCCAUUCCAGGAACUGCCACUACAGGCGUGCUACUCAGUUUCCGAGAUCGGAGCCCAGCAGUACGACAAUUUCGGUAAGAUAUUCACCAUCAAGUUGCAGUACGUGUUCUACAAGGAGCGACCGGGUGUUCGACCCGGUCAGGUUACGAAAGCAGAACGAUUGACCAACAAACUGAGUCAGUUCGCUGCCUACGCCAUUCAGGGUGAUUAUCAAGGUGUGAAAGAGCUGGGAAGUGAUCUGAAAAAGCUUGGACUACCGGUCGAACAUGCACCGCAGAUUUCGCAACUGUUCAAGCUCGGUUCGAUGAACUACGAGGACAUGAAGCAGUUUUCCGUGUGCAUCGAGGAAGCACUGUUCAAGAUGAGUGUGCACCGUGAUCGAGCGUUGACGUACAAAACGGAAGAAGUGCAGGUAACUGCCGUCGAUGAGCUGUACGUCGAGCAGGAUGCCGAAGGUCACGUGGAUAAGCAGAUUGCUCGGGUACGGUUGUUCUUUUUAGCGUUUCUUUCCGGAAUGCCCGACAUUGAGCUGGGAGUUAACGACCUGUGGCGGCAGGGUAAGGAAGUAGUCGGACGGCACGAUAUCAUACCGGUGGUUACGGAAGAAUGGAUUCGACUCGAGGGUGUAGAGUUCCAUGGUUGUGUACAGCAGGAUGUGUACGAGCGAUGUCGCACGAUCAAGUUUAAACCACCGGACGCGUGCUACAUAGAGUUGAUGCGAUUCCGGGUGCGACCGCCGAAGAAUCGAGAGCUUCCGUUACAGCUCAAAGCGACCUGGUGUGUCACGGGGAAUAAAGUUGAACUACGGGCCGACGUACUGGUUCCCGGGUUUGCCUCACGAAAGCUCGGCCAGAUUCCGUGUGAGGAUGUAUCGAUUCGGUUUCCCAUCCCGGAGUGUUGGAUCUAUUUGUUUCGGGUGGAGAAGCACUUCAGAUAUGGUUCAGUGAAAUCAGCUCAUCGUCGUACGGGUAAAAUCAAAGGAAUCGAACGGUUCCUGGGGACGGUCGAGACACUGCAGGAAUCGUUGAUCGAGGUAACUUCCGGACAGGCAAAAUACGAGCACCACCAUCGGGCGAUAGUGUGGAGAUGUCCUCGGCUGCCGAAGGAGGGUCAGGGCGCCUACACAACCCAUCAGUUGGUGUGUCGGAUGGCGUUGACUAGCUUUGACCAAAUUCCGGAACAGCUGGCUCCGUAUGCCUACGUGGAGUUUACGAUGCCGGCAACACAGGUUUCGCACACGACCGUCCGAUCCAUAAGUGUACAGGAAUCCGACAGCGAUGAACCACCGGAAAAAUACGUCAGAUAUCUUGCUCGACACGAAUACAGGGUUGGCAUCGAGCACACGACGGGAGAAUCGGUCAAUGCUUAUCUGGCGGCGACGGCCGUUACCAAGCAACCGAUUCAGGAGGAACAACCGAUGGCUACUACGCCCAUCGCACCCAGUGACUCGGAUUCGGAUUCAAACUAAACUAACUUCUCUUUUUCUGUUUCUGGGCUGGGCGAAACACGUUCAAAUCCAAAGCAAUAAUCUGAACGAACGACGGGCAAAGAGUGUUCAAGGGAACCAAGCUCAGCAGUGAAACAACAAAAUGCGAGUUUAAGCAACAAACUACAUUUAAUCGAAAACAGAACAGAAAAAAACUUAAGCAAAUAGAUGUUACUGAAUUAUGUUAGUUUGACAAUAAACUAUGUAUUUAUCACGCAAAUCUUAGGAAGGAUAUGUAACGAAAAGUAUUACCAGUUAAAUCAUUUUCUUCUUCGGUUCAAAUCUUCGGUCUGCUCGUUUCUUUGUUAGCGAAUUUGCGAGUCUAGAAUUUAUUAGAUUUUACGUGCUUGUAUAUAAUAAAUUUAGUUACUAUUCAAUUCGAUACGUUAAGCAACCAUUUUCCCAUCGCGUAGAAGUGGUGUAAACUAAUUCAACAGUAAAUAUGAAAAAAACCAACCACAACCUGUAUGUUAAUCUUGUGAUGAUGCUGGUGUUAUAGAAAAAAAAAUUAAAUACUCGUUGCAAUAGUUCUUACAAACAAAAAAAAUAUACAUAAACUGUUUCCGGCAUUGUAUGAAGGCAAACCCAAAAUUCGACUAUAAUAUCCUGCUUUUGGUAUCACACAUAUCAUAGUAGCCGUUUGAUAAUUUCAAAUAUUCGUCAUACCGAUCGCAGUAGGCCAACACGUAAGCCCACUGGCCCAUCAAAUGCUUUAUUGUAUUGGAAAAUAAACAAAGAAAAAAAAAUAAAAAUCAUUUGGCGUUCUACCAACAGACCGGCAUUUUGCUCGGCAUAUAGUGGAAUCAACUAACUAAACGAUAACUUAUGACAUUUAUUACUCUUACGGGACAAGCAUAGAGAAGAAGAAGAAGAAAAAACCAAUGACUCACACGCAUUACAAUUGGUAGUACAUGUGUAUUGCAAAAAUGCUAUAUAAUUACUAACUAGUGGCAGUAGUUUUAGCGGGACUAUAGAGUAUCAAGAGGCCGAUUUUGUUGACAAAUUUACUGAUCAUGUGUAAAACAUUAUAAAUUGACAAAAAGUUUAAAUAAAAUAACAACAAUAAUAAUAUUAAUAAUAAUUAUUAUAGAAAUAAUAAUGAUUAAGAAUAUGUCACUGUUUAUGCGGAUUUAAUAUACAGUAAAAAAUAUGGAAGAAAGAUUAAUCGUUAUGUAUACAUAAUAAAUGAAACCCAAAAUAAUCAAAUGAUGAUGAUGAUCGAUUAGCACUCGAUUCAAAGUAUGUGAAUGAAUCUGAGCGCCAUGAUAAAUGACAUGUUGAUAACUAGUACGAAUACACGCGGUAAACCCUCUGAAAAUAUACUGAUGAAAUAAAUAUGAUCCAAGGAAAAUGAACAAAAUGACAAAUAUUACUGAUGCUAUUAUACCUUAUACAUAUUAAAUGAGAAUAAAAAAAAAACACAAGAUGGAA